Molecule: messenger RNA, 1272 nt
Organism: Trematomus bernacchii (emerald rockcod)
Lineage: Eukaryota; Metazoa; Chordata; Actinopteri; Perciformes; Nototheniidae
Product: gap junction delta-4 protein
Exons: 2
Coding region: 1-1272 (423 amino acids)
Biological process (GO): cell communication
Cellular component (GO): connexin complex
Source: RefSeq, a predicted model, not a curated record
AUGACAGGAUCAAGUGCCUCUGAGGUCAUCUUCAUCUCUGUCAAUCACAACCUCACCUUGAUGGGGAAGGUGUGGUUCAUUGUGAUGAUCUUCCUCCGUGUCCUGAUCCUCCUCUUCGCUGGUUAUCCUCUCUACCAGGAUGAGCAGGAGCGAUUUGUGUGCAACACCCUUCAGCCCGGCUGUGCCAACGUGUGUUAUGAUCUGUUUUCUCCCGUCUCUCUCUUCCGCUUCUGGCUGGUGCAGCUCAUCACCUUGUGUGUGCCCUACUUCAUUUUUAUCAUCUACGUAGUCCAUAAGGUCUCGAAUGGCCUCACUGUGGACCGGAUCUCCUCGGGUCACAUCAAAGCUUUGCCGUUGUUCAAGAACCACCAGGAGUCGUUCAGCAAGACAUCUGUAAACAUGAUGGCUGAGCAAGCGUGGGCCAUGCGCUUCACAGGAGCAUAUAUCCUCCAACUGUUGUUCAGAACAUUGCUGGAAGCAGGGUUUGGGGCAGCUCACUACUACCUGUUUGGUUUCUACAUCCCCAGGAGGUUCCUGUGCCAACAAUCACCGUGCACCACCCAGGUGGACUGCUACAUCUCCAGGCCCACUGAGAAGACCGUGAUGCUCAACUUCAUGCUCGGUGUGGCUGCUCUUUCCCUUUUCCUAAACGUGCUGGAUUUCAUCUGCGCCAUCAAACGCUCCGUGCGGCAGAAGAUCAAGAGAAAGAUUAUUGUGGAGAAGAUUUAUGAAGAAGAGCAGUGUUUCCUUUCAGGCAGUGGAGCCACCAGAGUUAUAGACCCAAACGCCUCCCUGGCUCAGCAGGAUCAAGAGACUGAGGCUGGUCCCACAGGGAGUUUCCGAAAGAGGGGAGGCAGCAAGGGAUCCUGCGCAGGGGGAGUGCUUGCUUUAGGUCAGGAACCCGCCUGCCUGGAGCGUGCCUCUCUUUCACACUACCCAGGCUGCAACACCAACGGAAACAACGGCUACUUUGUUACCCAGGAGGAGGCUCUGGAAAGGAACGGCAGUGAGGUGGCUCUAUGCCCCCCAGAGCCACUGGGGACACCUAGAUCCAUUCGUGUUAGCAAACGCAACCGAUUAAAACCGCCACCUCCACCAAGAAGGGAUUUGGGGUCUUCCUCCAGGGAGGCAGCAAGGCCCUUUGGGGACGUUUCCACAGCAACAGCAAUUUGUACCAGAAGGAUGGGUCAGUACACGCUGGUUGAGCUGGCUAGCGGCACAGAGCUACAGACCAAUGAUGAUGGGCAAGAGAAAAGAUCAGAGUGGGUGUGA